Molecule: messenger RNA, 1495 nt
Organism: Oryza sativa Japonica Group (Japanese rice)
Lineage: Eukaryota; Viridiplantae; Streptophyta; Magnoliopsida; Poales; Poaceae
Product: 26S proteasome non-ATPase regulatory subunit 6-like
Biological process (GO): proteasome-mediated ubiquitin-dependent protein catabolic process
Source: RefSeq, a predicted model, not a curated record
CAACAGACUCGGCAUCACUCACCCACCCAACCCAGUACCCAAGCCCCAACCUCGCCUCGCCUCGUCUCGAGCCGACCUAACCGCGAACCCCCAACUCCGACGAGAACGACAUGGACGCCGGCGGCGAGGAGGCGAAGCAGGAGCGCCACCUGGUGCUGGCCCACAAGCUCUUCCUCCUCUCCCACCCCGACCUCGACGACCUCGCCAAGGUCGCCCUCCGCUCCGACGCCCUCGACGCCGUCAAGUCCGAUGGCAUGGCGCCGCUGUUCGAGUCGCUGGCCGCCGCGGGCGUCCUGGAGCCGGACGACGCGCUGCUCGCCGAGAUGCGCGCGCGGAUCGACGAGGAGGUCCGCAAGCUCGACGAGAAAAUUGCUGAUGCUGAAGAGAAUUUGGGUGAGAGCGAAGUGCGUGAGGCCCAUCUGGCGAAAUCCUUGUACUUCAUGAGGGUUGGAGAGAAGGAAAAAGCACUGGAGCAGCUUAAAGUUACUGAAGGGAAAACUGUAGCUGUUGGCCAGAAAAUGGAUCUUGUGUUCUACACUUUGCAAAUAGGCCUUUUCCACAUGGACUUUGAUCUCAUCUCAAAAUCCAUUGACAAGGCAAAGAACCUGUUUGAGGAAGGAGGCGACUGGGAGAGAAAGAACCGAUUGAAAGUAUAUGAAGGCCUAUACUUCAUGGCAACGAGAAACUUCAAGAAAGCUGCCAGCUUAUUUUUAGAUUCCAUCUCAACUUUCACAACUUACGAGUUGUUUCCAUAUGAUACUUUUGUCUUCUAUACAGUCAUCACAAGCAUAAUCACAUUGGAUCGUGUAUCUCUAAAACAAAAGGUGGUAGAUGCACCAGAAAUUUUGGCAGUGAUUGGCAAAGUACCUCAUCUAUCUGAGUUUCUGAACUCCCUUUACAAUUGCCAGUACAAGUCAUUUUUUGUUGCAUUCUCUGGCAUGACGGAGCAGAUUAAGUUGGAUCGCUAUCUUCAGCCUCAUUUCCGCUACUAUAUGAGGGAAGUGCGGACCGUUGUCUAUUCACAGUUUUUGGAGUCAUACAAGAGUGUGACAAUGGAAGCGAUGGCCGCAGCAUUUGGUGUGACUGUUGAUUUCAUAGACCAGGAAUUGUCGCGGUUCAUUGCAGCUGGGAAGCUUCACUGCAAGAUCGAUAAGGUUGCUGGUGUUCUGGAGACAAACCGACCUGACGCUAGGAAUGCCUUCUACCAAGCGACCAUCAAGCAAGGGGACUUCUUGCUGAACCGCAUCCAGAAACUGUCACGAGUCAUUGACUUGUAAAUUCAAUGGUCUACGUUGGACGUUGGAGGUGUGAUCCUUCUAGAUCCCUGCAAAGCUCCCCAUGGACAUAAACCGUACUGAAAUUGCUGUUCUACUUGUACUCCUAGGCUCAUGAGAACAUGAUCUUUAUCUCGGUUUGAUUUUAUUGCGGACAGCAAAAAGGUUUUAAAGAGAACCUCCGUGUGCAAUUUCAGUAAGUGUGCUUUAGAUUUGUAGAA